Messenger RNA from Osmerus eperlanus (European smelt), 2553 nucleotides. It is a transcript of the gene trim35-13, whose product is annotated as tripartite motif containing 35-13. The transcript is spliced from 6 exons. Gene Ontology annotation, molecular function: zinc ion binding; protein binding; ubiquitin protein ligase activity. The record is from RefSeq and is a predicted model, not a curated record. The coding region runs from base 160 to 1569 and encodes 469 amino acids. Gene Ontology annotation, biological process: protein ubiquitination. Lineage: Eukaryota; Metazoa; Chordata; Actinopteri; Osmeriformes; Osmeridae. Gene Ontology annotation, cellular component: cytoplasm.
AAGCUCCUAAUCAAUUCAUUGGACAGUCCUGUAGUAUCCCAUAAAUGGACACUUGUUUUCCAGCAUCAAGGACGUUUGGAAGAGGUGAAUCUGCAAUGGUGGGAGGAGCAGGGAAACCUUAUCUGACCUUGCUGAACUGGUAACCACCUCAGAGGAAAGAUGGCAACCAGACAGCCUCUCCACGAGGACAAACUCUCCUGCCCCAUUUGUGGAAAUAUUCUGAAAGAACCUGUUUUGCUUUCCUGUAAACAUAAGUUUUGUAAAGCUUGUCUGAAGGACUGCUGGGAGACUCAAGGGGGUAAGGAGUCUCACUGCUGUCCCCUGUGCUUGCGUCGUUCCUCAAUGGACGAGAUUAUAGUGAGCACUAUGCUGGAGAAGUCCUGUGAAUCCUACAGGGAAUACAAAAGGAAUGAUGAUCCUCUGGCAUGUAAGAUGCAUGGAGAAAAGCUCACAUGGUUCUGCCUGGAGGACUUGGAGCCCACUUGUGGAGUGUGCCAGGCGACAGCAGCACACAAGGGGCACAGACUCUACCCUGUUGAGGAGGGUACACUUGACUGUAAGGAAGAACUCAAGAGUGCAUUGAAGCCACUCAAGGAGAAGCUGAAGCUGUACAAGAAGGCUAAGCUUGUUUGUGAUCAAACAACAGCGCAUAUCAAGAACCAGGCAGAGCAUACAGAGAAGCAGAUCAAGGAUGAAUUUGAGGCUUUACACCAGUUUCUCAGAGACGAAGAGGCAACUAGACUGAUGGAACUCAAGGCUGAAGAGGACCUGAAGUGUCAGACGAUAAACAUGAAGCUUGAGGAGAUGUCGAAGGAGCUCACGUCCCUCUCCAAUACAAUCAGGAUCGUGGAGCAGGAGAUGAGAUCUCCGGACAUACCGUUCCUGCAGAACUACAAGGAUACUAUUAAGAGAACCUGGCGCAAGCCCCUGGAUCCACAGGAAAUCUCCGGAGCCUUAAUCGACGUGGCCAAGCACCUGGGCUCCCUGAAAUUCCACAUCUGGGAUAACAUGAAGAGCAUCAUUUCAUACACCCCUGUGAUUCUGGACCCCAACACGGCGGCGUGCUGCUUCGUCCUGUCAGAGGACCUGACGGCGGUGCAGUGCAGCGCCCGGAUCUUCAAGCUGCCGGACAACCCCGAGCGCUUUGACAUCAGCGCCGAGCUUCUGGGCUCCGUGGGCUUCUGCUCCGGCCGCCACAGCUGGGAGGUGGAGGUGAAGAACAACUCCUAUUGGGUGGUGGGCGUGGCCAGCGAGUCCAUCAACAGGAAGGGGAAGCACGUCCUGACGCCAUCGGAGGGAUAUUGGACGAUACGGUUUCGCAACGGAGAGCACAAGGCCUGCACCGCCCCUUGGGAAGACCUGACUAUGAAACAAGAGCCACAGGUGAUCAGGAUUGUGCUGGACAUGGACAGGGGCAAGUUGACCUUCUACGACCCCCGGGAGCGGAGGCCCCUCUACGCUUUCUCUGACCUCAUCAUACCCAGGGCGUUCCCUUACUUCUGCACGGCCUGUAAGGAGCACCCUCUGAAAGUCCUGCCUACGAGGCUGUCCGUUUCUGUAGAAAUGUAGGGCGCCUGCAUGGAGCGUCAACAGACGGAAAUGUGUGGAAAAAAAACAUACUACCUUACUAACAACAUGGUGUGUACUACCUAGAGGUGAAUAUCAGAAGUCAUUUAUGAAUGAAGCAUGUUUAGUCGAUACUUAUUUGUCUUGACCUGUGUGAGAAUGGUGUGUACUUUAUUAAGUAAAAAAAAAGCUCAGGAAUAUGCUAAAUUAGAACUAGCUUUUAAAUAAUAAAAGAUAAACGGUUGUCUCUUUAAAAUAUUCAUUUUUUGCAUUACACCCAAACAUUGCUUGAAGGGCAGAGCAAGUAUAUUAUUACUAUUCACAAUCAGUCAUAGUAACAAUGUUACUCUAAAGGAAAAACACAGUUACAAUAAUUUAGAAAUUUUAAGUAAGCUUUUCAGCAUGAAUGCAAGAAAUUGUUAUGAACUGGUAACUUUCUUGGCUGAAGUUCUCUCUCGGACAGCAUGAAGACAAAAGACUUUAGGACACCAUGGGCACCAAAGGCACAUAAUAUUGUGAGAAUCAUCAUGUUAGAGAACAAAUCAGCCAUUACUUCAAACAUGAUAAAGAGUCUAUUUAGUUUUAUGCAAUCUUGCAAUCAAAAAUAUCUUGUGUUGUGGUAAAUGUGGGCGUUCGCAUUGCAUGUGGCUUCCCAUAAUGUGCGACCUCACAGUCUCACCGACACAGUAACUCACUCAAACAUGGACAGUCAAGUAUUUCCUAAAUCUGUGAAACGUUAUUUUCAACUAAACUGUGCUUGUAGAACAUAACUGCAAGGUUGGAGGCAUUUCUGUUCAUUAAAACUCUGUAACUAAGGUGCUUUGCCUUUUACUCACCUUCUAAUCAGCAGAUCUGCUCCUUCUAACAGCAUAACCGCUUCAAGUAAUACCCACAGAAUCCAAACUUUAAGUGCAUUGUAGCUCAAAGGCUUAGCGGUGUUCAUUUGGCUAACUGAGGAAUUCAAAAUAAAGUAUAAAGGUAAAACUC